ACUAUUUGAUUUAGAGUGUUUGCAAUAGAAAUUUUUUAAUCAAAUAUCCAUGGAGUAAAAUCCAUAUUUCAUUCUAGGUAAAAUAUUUAUUUCAUCCUACUCUUGAUUCAUUCUUAACAGUCAAAAUCAAUCAGCCUAAGUUAUAGAUUCAAAACUGGAAAAGGUUAGGGUCGUUACAUUCGAGACGAAGACGAUGAGUUUGGUUCGAUUCUGAAGUGUUUAGAUGGAGACGAGCAUCCUAGGGUUGGCUUCUUUCCCUUGCUACACAACACCAAACCGUUCUCUUCCAAAGCUUCGGAUACUAUCUAUGCGACAUCAAUAUCCCCUUGCAAGCAAAAUCGUUGUUAAAAAUUUACCUUACUUUACUCGUGAGAAUACUUUGCAAACGGAAUUUUCUAAUUUUGGCAAGAUAGCUGAAGUUAAUAUGGUAAAAGAUGCGAUCACAGGAAGAUCGAAGGGAUUUGCUUUUAUUCAAUACACAAGUCAGGACGAUGCCAUGCUUGCACUAGAAAACAUGGAUCAAAAGAAUUUUCACGGCCGGACAAUCUCUGUAAAUCUUGUAAAACUUGAUCCUUAUGAAUUGUGUGAACCCCCGCCAAGGGCCACAGGGCCACCAAAGAAGUGUAAUUUACCAAAACCAAGGGCCUCAGGGUCACCAAAGAAGUGUAAUUUACCGGAACCAAGGAAGUGGAAUUUACCUAAAGAGUAUGUAGAAGAUGUAGAUUGCUGGUACUGAUCAAAUUUCAAAUUUAUAAAGCUGUAGAAGAGACAAUGAUGGAACAAGUAUAUCAAGUUAUUGAAGGAUUGCUAUAGGCUUGAUGAAACAUCAAGUUUUAGAGUGUGUUUAAAACAGCGGUGACAGUUUCAUUGAUGUGCAUUGUGUUUGAUUAGCAGUGGACGACGACGACGACCUAUAACACGGAAGCAAACACACUAUUUGUAAUGUUGGUUUGUACAUAUUGAUCUUUCACGUCUUUUUGUCUGUCAGUUUGGCACAAUAAAAGGUGUUCUUUGAAGCCAAUUUUCAGGGUAAUUAACUUUGAUAUAUUUCUAUACUUCCUGCAACAUUGCAUUUCAAUGUACAUACAGGUAAUGCUGAUUUAGAUUUAGCA
Messenger RNA from Lathyrus oleraceus (garden pea), 1112 nucleotides. RefSeq names its product serine/arginine-rich splicing factor SC35. The transcript is spliced from 4 exons. Bases 224 to 736 code for a protein of 170 amino acids. NCBI's taxonomy places the organism in Eukaryota, Viridiplantae, Streptophyta, Magnoliopsida, Fabales, Fabaceae. The record is from RefSeq and is a predicted model, not a curated record. Gene Ontology annotation, molecular function: RNA binding.